This is a messenger RNA of Anoplophora glabripennis (Asian longhorned beetle), 13725 nucleotides long. Its product is annotated as dynein beta chain, ciliary-like. The record is from RefSeq and is a predicted model, not a curated record. Gene Ontology annotation, molecular function: minus-end-directed microtubule motor activity; dynein light intermediate chain binding; ATP binding. Bases 1 to 13725 code for a protein of 4574 amino acids. Gene Ontology annotation, biological process: microtubule-based movement. Gene Ontology annotation, cellular component: dynein complex. The transcript is spliced from 17 exons. NCBI's taxonomy places the organism in Eukaryota, Metazoa, Arthropoda, Insecta, Coleoptera, Cerambycidae.
AUGGGAGAUGACGACAAGAAAAAGAAAGAAGAAGGCAAACAGGAUGAAGGCGAGGAUGAGCGACUGGAAUUUAUUCUUUCCUACCUCACGAAAUCGUACAGACUCAAACAGGAAAAGUGGAACAAAAUGAUAUCCUUAGAGGAAAAUAAAAAAAUGAUACUGAACUUCUUGAACAAUCCAAACGAAAAGAUGCUGAUUAUGACAAUACCAACAACUGGCCUGCUCACACCGAUGACGCAGUUUUCAGCAGCAAUUAAACAAAAGUACACUUAUUUCAUAAGGAGGGUGCCUCAGGCGGUGACUAUGCAGAACUUUAGGACCGUAUUAAGUUUCGGUGAUAUGGGUGGAAGACCGGUCGAAGAGCUGGCCGUUUUAAUGGAAGGUGUGUUUGUACCGCUUCUCUCCAAUCCUGGAAACCAAAGGGGCUGGCCAAAGGUUGUGGCUGAGGACGUCGUUUCUCACGUUAGAGAUUUUAAAAGCAAUGUAGAACAGAUUCGGGGUGCAAUGAAGAGCCAAACUAUACUUCCCAUGCCUCAAGGGAUGUCAGAGGUCUUUAUUGCUACUCAGUCCUUUUAUGCGUCACGUGGUGAGACGGUUAACUUAACCUUAAAGACAUCAUACGAAAACGCAGUAAUGAAAUGGUCAACUAUCAGUAAUGAAGUGUUGAAGCAGUCCUCUCUGAUAGCUUUUGCUAAUGGAGCUAAUCCAACACCUAGAAACGAAAUCGAAUUUUGGAACGCUAGGAACAAAAAUUUGGAGUCUAUUUAUGAUCAGCUCCUAGAUCCCCGGGUCAGGAAAAUGGGAGAAUAUCUGGAAAUCACAAACAGUGCGUACAAUACUACUUACAAAAAUAUGUUCAAGAACAUAGUGGCAGAUCUGUUUGAGGCUAGAGAUAUUUGUAUGUAUUUGAAGACCAUUUUACCUCACAUAUCUCGAUUCGAAGACAAUGAAUUUUUGGAAACUGAAAAUUACAUCAAGCCGUUGGUUCACUGCAUCGGGUUAUUAUGGGCCAAUUCGAAAUAUUAUUCAUCAAGUGACAAGAUAGUUAUUUUACUAAAAAUGAUAUCUAAUAUGUUAAUUGAAUCAGCUGAGAGGUCUCUAGAUCCCAGCAAUAUUUUUCAAGGGGAUCCGGAGGAAGUCCAUGCGAAAUUGGAACUAAGUAUAAAACUAAUUAACAUGUUCAUGGGGUCUUUUGAGUAUGUAAGAGAAAAUCUGUCGUCGUACUAUCAAACGCCACAGGAGGGCGAAGAAGAGGUAGUGCAGAAGCCUUGGACUUUCCACAGGAAGAAUGUCUUCCAAAGACUGAUGGAUUUUGCUGAAAGAUUAAGUUUGGUCAAAGAAAUACUGUCAACAUUGAUAGAGUUUAGCAAACUGGAAAAAGUUGAAUUAGGGGGCAUUAAAGGUCGAAAUUUGUCUCAGAAGUGUGUACAAAUAUUUGAGGAGUUCAAUAAAGCUUAUAAUGUAUUUAACAACAUACAAUAUGAAAUCUUAGAUACGACGGAUCCUAGCAUAAUUAAAGAUGCGUCCAUCUUCAACGAAAAAUGCGCUGAUUUCGAUAGAAGACUAGCAGCAGUGUUUGCGCAAGCCUACGAUGAUUGCUAUAAUUUGGAAAGCAUUUUUAAGUUUAUAAACGUACUUGGAACUUUAAUAAAUAGGCCUGCUAUAAGCAACGAAGUGACAAUCAAGUAUCAUCAAAUUAUUGAUAACUUCAAUUCCGAAUUGGAUAUAGUAAAAGAACUCUAUGACGACGGUAAAAAAAAUGGGGUGCCUUUGGACAAGUAUUAUCCAAAAGUUGCUGGCGAGUUAUUGUGGCUGUAUAAAUUAAGGACAAGAAUUUCUAAGCCUGCAGAGGACAUGAAGAUUUUAGAGAACGAAAUUGUGAAAUCCGAGGACGCGGAAAAUGUUUUCAUGAAAAUUGAACAAAUGGUUGGUAUUUUAGAUGAAGAACAAAAUAGAAUUUUAAACACAUGGUGUAACUACGCUCCUGAACAAAUAAAGGAAAGUAUGAGUAAAUUUCAAUUGGUUCGGAUAGAAGGCGGGGCACUGCUUCAACUUAAUUUUGAUGAAGAACUUAAAGCCAUACUCAGGGAAAUGAGGUACCUGACAUUGAUGGAAAUACAGGAUAUUCCAGUAGAAGCGUUAGAAUUAUAUACAAAAUCUGAAGAUUUAAAAGCUGCGUUGACCAAAUUUAACCGAGUCGUUGAAUGGUACAAUUACUUGAAAAGGUACACAACUCAGUUCGAAUUUGCUUUAAUUGAGGAAGAAAUGAAAGAAGUCGAUGAGAUGCUCAACCAAGUAACUGAAACGUAUACUUGGAACACUAACGAUCCAGAAAUUGUCGGAAAUAUUUUCGACAGAGUUAAACAAGUAACUGAUAGGGUAAAGAAGGCACAAACAAACAUAAAGAAUCUCUACAGCACCAUACAUGUUUGGGCUUUACAGCCACUGUUUGAGAGAAAAGAUGGCAAAAAGGAAAACCUUAUAUCUCUUGACGAUAGACAGGAGAGGAUUCAAAAAAGAUAUGAUCUUAUAACAGCCUGUUCGAACGAACUAAGAAGAAUUAUAGAGGAGAACUACCUCUUGUUUUUCAACGAACCAAUGAAAAAAUUACCGACAGAAGAGGAACUGGAAGCUGCAGCUGCUGCUGCUGCGGCUGCUGAAGCAGCAGCGGCAGAGGAAGCAGCUGCCCAACAGCAACUUAAAGGUGACAAGAAGGGGAGUAAAAAAGGAAAGAAAGAAGAGAAGGAGAAAGGUAAAAAAGGUAAAAAGAAAGAAGAAAAGGUUGUAGAAGAAAUUGUAAAAGUCGAGGAGCCACCUCCACCACCAGAGGAAGAAGACACGACUGCAGCUCGAAAUGCAGUAUGGAUUCCGUAUGUAAAGAAUCUUGAUGAUGAAAUUAAGGAGAUGGUAAUGGUCGCCAUUGACGUGAGUUUCUAUUUAUUUUUAAAAGAAACGGGAAAUAGUCCACCAGUAACGCCUUUCUUCGAGUUGCUCUUGGAGCUUCACGAACCCGACGUAGUGUUCGUGCCUUCGGCUGACAUAGAGGACCCUAUUAAUUUUCAUACGUAUGUUUCUGGCUUGCUGGACGACAUUUUCAACAUGGGAAACUAUAUGAUAAGGGUAAAUCCUGACGAAACAACAAGUUAUAGUCAGAUAGCUAAGGACGAAAUGGAUAUUCGACUUAAACAUGACGAGAUUUGUACGCGUAUUAUGAAUGCUAUGGAAAAAGCGCUAGCUUUUACGAAAGAAUUCGAUGAAUACAUUAUGCUCUGGGUGGAGGACAGGCAAGAGUUUUUGAGACAAUUUUUGACGUACAGUAGAUUGCUGACGCUUGAGGAAAUGGAGCAGUUAAAAGAUGAAAACGCUCCAGGUAUAAAGGAGUCGCCACCAACGGUAAAUCAGUUCAAGGAACAAAUUGACUAUUACGAAAACCUCUACAAGAAAGUCGAACAAAUACCACCCGAGCGUAUACUCAUGGACGGUUGGCUAAGGGUGGACGUAAAACCUCUGCGUCAAGCCAUACUUAAUAUUAUUUGCAAGUGGGGGAAUAUGUUUAAGCAACAUUUAUACAAUCGCGUAAUUGACAGUUUGGAAGGAUUGGAAAGUUUCAUAAAAGAAUCCAUAGCAGCUAUGCAGGUUCCUUUAGCGGAAGACGAUUAUGAUGGCCUUCUGAAGGUUAUGGGCUACUUAUUUAAAGUGAAGGAAAGGCAAGUCGAAACUGAUACGAUGUUUGAACCUCUGAAAGAAAUAAUGGAACUGCUCAAAGAUUAUGGAGUAGAAUUUCCCGAGGAAAUAUAUGUCCAAUUACAGGAAAUACCAGACAGAUGGGUUCAGUGCAAAAAGGUCUCUGCAACCACUAAACAAACCGUGGCUCCCCUCCAAGCCAUGCAAGUCAACGCGAUUAAGAGGCGGAUCAAUCUUUUCGAGAUCCGACAGUCAAUGUACCGGGACCAAUUCAAGAAAAUGCCGUUCUUCUUAUGGAGCUGUCCCAACGUUUAUAGCAAAUUGGACAAGACCAACAUGGAGAUUUCGGAGUUAGAAACGGAGUUGGCCAAGUUGCAGGAACAAUCGAACUUGUUCGAACUAGUUUUGCCCGACUUCAAACCGCUUAGGGCCGCUAGAAAAGAAAUCAAGCAGAUUAAGCAGCUCUGGGACUACGUCAACGUCGUGAGGUCUUGUAUGGACGAAUGGAAGACGACUCCGUGGAAGAAAAUCGACGUUGAGAACAUGGAGAUGGAGUGUAAGAAAUUCGGUAAGGAGAUCCGUCAGAUGGACAAGGAGCUGAAAGGUUGGGAUGUGUACAUUCAACUUGAGGCGUCGAUAAAGAAUAUGCUGACUUCACUUAGAGCCGUUACGGAGCUGCAGAAUCCUGCCAUCAGAGAGCGUCAUUGGACGCAGUUAAUGCAGGCUACGAAGGUGGACAAAAGACUGCCUCCGUAUUAUACAGUACGGUUUGUUAUGAGCGAUGACACGACCCUAAGCGAUUUAUUGGCUCUAAAUCUUCACGAGUACGAAGAGGAAGUUAAGAACAUAGUUGACAAAGCUGUGAAGGAGAUGGCCAUGGAGAAAGUAUUAAAGGAACUCAAUGCUACCUGGAGCGUCAUGGAGUUUCAGACUGAGUACCAUGAGAGGACCAAACUGAGACUGCUGGUAGUCACAGAAGAAGUUAUAGAGACUCUUGAAGAAAACCAGGUGGCGCUUCAGAACAUGAUGACGUCGAAGUUCAUAGAUUUCUUUUUGGAGCAAGUGUCGGACUGGCAGCGUAAGUUGUCCAAUGCUGAUCAGGUGAUACAUGUCUUCUUCGAUGUGCAGAGGAAAUGGAGCUAUUUGGAAAGCAUCUUCAUUGGAUCAGAAGACAUAAGAAAUCAGCUACCUGAAGACUCCAAACGCUUUGACAAGUUGGAUAAGGAGUUCAAAGACGUAUUAAAUGAGAUGCUGAAAACGCCUAAUAUAGUCCAAGCAACUAACAAAGCCGGACUGUAUGAUAAACUGGAUAACAUACUCAGGGAGCUUACUUUAUGUGAAAAGGCAUUGAACGAUUAUCUGGAUACGAAGAGGCUUGCCUUUCCCAGGUUUUAUUUCGUCUCAUCUGCGGAUUUGUUGGACAUAUUAUCUAAUGGAAAUCAACCUGAUCUGAUUCAGAGACAUUUGACAAAAUUAUUCGAUUCCCUGGCGAAGCUCAUCUUUAUUCAAGAGGGCGGUAAAAAUACGAAAAAGGCUAAAUCUAUGAUGUCUAAAGAGAAUGGUGAGAUCGUUCCUUUCUCUCAUAUUUGCGACUGCAGCGGAAAAGUUGAGAUAUGGCUGAAUAGAGUGAUUGAUGUAAAGCGAGAGACUCUUCAUCAACUUUUCGGUGAGGCUGUUAUAACUUAUGAUGAGAAGCCGCGAGAAGUGUGGAUUUACGAUUUUCCGGCCCAAACGGCGCUUUGUGGUACCCAGAUAUGGUGGACGACCGAAGUAAACAUGGCUUUCGCGCGACUGGAAGAGGGCUAUGAAAACGCUUUAAAGGAUUACCAAAGGAAACAGAUCAACCAGUUGAACGCCCUUAUAAAUAUGCUGCUGGGCGACCUAACGCCAGGCGAACGGCAAAAGAUUAUGACUAUUUGCACCAUCGACGUACACUCCAGGGACGUGGUGGCUAAGAUGAUCUUAAUGAAAGUGGAAAACUCCCAGGCCUUCCAGUGGCAGAGCCAGCUGAGACACAGGUGGGAUGACAAGAAGAAGGACUGCUUCGCUAAUAUUUGCGACGCUGAGUUCAGGUACUCGUAUGAGUACCUAGGUAACACUCCGCGAUUGGUUAUUACCCCGCUAACGGAUAGAUGCUAUAUUACCCUCACUCAGAGUCUCCAUCUGAUUAUGGGUGGAGCACCAGCCGGGCCCGCUGGCACCGGUAAGACGGAGACCACCAAGGAUCUCGGAAAAGCGCUCGGGAUGAUGGUCUACGUAUUCAACUGCUCGGAACAGAUGGAUUACAAAUCCAUUGGUAACAUUUAUAAAGGAUUGGCCCAGACGGGCUGUUGGGGUUGCUUCGAUGAAUUCAACAGGAUCUCUAUCGAGGUGUUGUCCGUUGUAGCUGUGCAAGUUAAAGUGAUACAGGACGCUAUAAAGGAUAAGAAGAAGAGGUUUCAGUUCUUGGGCCAAGAAAUUGGGCUAGUACCUACGGUUGGCCUGUUCAUUACAAUGAAUCCGGGAUACGCCGGUAGAACUGAAUUGCCAGAAAACCUCAAGGCCUUAUUCAGGCCGUGUGCCAUGGUCGUCCCAGAUUUCGCCUUGAUUUGCGAAAUCAUGUUGGUUGCCGAAGGUUUCUUGGAAGCCAGGCUGCUGGCAAGAAAAUUCAUAACCCUGUACACGCUGUGCAAGGAACUGUUGUCCAAACAGGAUCACUAUGAUUGGGGCUUGAGGGCCAUAAAAUCCGUGUUGGUGGUGGCAGGAUCUUUGAAGCGCAGCGACAGAUUGCGGCCCGAGGACCAAGUGUUGAUGAGAGCGCUGAGAGACUUCAAUAUACCCAAGAUUGUAACUGAUGAUGUACCGAUAUUCAUGGGACUAAUAGGUGAUUUAUUCCCUGCUCUGGAUGUACCCCGUAAACGUGAUUUGGAAUUCGAGAAAAUGAUUAGGACCACGACUGCCGAUCUGAAGCUACAACCAGAAGAAGGAUUUAUUCUGAAAGUGGUCCAGUUGGAAGAACUGUUCGCUGUGAGGCAUUCAGUGUUUAUUAUCGGAAAUGCAGGCACCGGAAAGUCGAUGGUAUGGAAAACACUGAACAGAACUUAUGCAAAUCAAAAACGUAAGCCGUUUUAUAACGAUUUAAAUCCUAAGGCUGUAACAAACGACGAACUGUUUGGAAUAAUUAAUCCAGCCACAAGGGAGUGGAAAGAUGGUUUAUUUUCAGUAAUUAUGAGAGAACAGGCCAAUUUAACAGGGGACGGUCCAAAAUGGAUUGUUUUAGAUGGUGACAUCGAUCCCAUGUGGAUUGAAUCUUUGAAUACAUUAAUGGAUGACAAUAAAGUAUUGACUCUGGCCAGUAACGAACGUAUAGCUUUAACGGCUUCGAUGAGGUUAUUGUUUGAAAUAGCCAAUUUGAGAACAGCUACGCCGGCGACCGUUUCCAGAGCUGGGAUUUUAUACAUCAAUCCGGCCGACUUGGGUUGGAAUCCGUUCAUAGCAUCGUGGAUAGACACCAGGACGUUGCAGAGCGAGAAGGCCAACCUGAUGAUACUCUUCGACAAGUACGUUCCCCCCUGCCUCGAUGCGUUGCGCACUAAAUUUAAGAAAAUAACUCCUAUAUCAGACAUUGCACAUUUACAAAUGUUGUGCUGUCUCUUAGACUGUUUUCUGACACCACAGAAUGUACCUCCGGAUUGCCCAAAGGAAUGGUACGAGAUAUACUUUGUAUUUUCCACGGUGUGGGCUUUCGGAUCUGCUCUAUUUCAAGAUCAAAUCAUCGACUGGAGAAACGAAUUCAGCAAGUGGUUCACUAACGAAUUUAAAACAGUAAAAUUUCCCAUUGGAGGAAAUGUCUUUACUUAUUAUAUCGAAGAGGAGAGCAAAAGAUUUUUACCAUGGACAGAUUUAGUGGCCGACUUCGAAUUAGACUCUGAUAUACCUCUGCAAGCCACUUUGGUCAAUACUGCUGAAACAACUAGGAUUCGUUUCUUUCUCGAUCACUUGGUAUCGAAAAAAGCUCCCGUGAUGUUAGUAGGCGCAGCUGGUAGUGGCAAGACAGUAAUCGUUGCGGAUAAACUGAACGCACUACCUGACAGCUAUUUGAUUACUAAUGUGCCAUUUAAUUUCUAUACAACUUCCGAAAUGCUGCAAAGGAUAUUAGAGAAACCGUUGGAGAAAAAAGCGGGGCGCGUGUACGGACCCCCUGGUAGUAAAACAAUGAUUUACUUCAUAGACGACAUGAACAUGCCCGAAGUCGAUAAGUAUUUUACCGUCCAACCUCAUACACUUUUGAGGCAGUACAUGGAUUACCAGCACUGGUACGACAGGCAAAAAUUGGCCCUCAAAGAUAUCCACAACGUGCAGUUUGUGUCAUGCAUGAAUCCAACUGCGGGUUCCUUCACAAUAAAUCCUAGACUUCAAAGACAUUUUAGUGUUUUCGCCGUAAGCUUUCCUUCCCAAGAAGCCUCGUAUCAUAUUUAUAACUCGAUAUAUCAACAACAUCUGACCGAUCCACUGAAGAAAUUUAAUUCCAACGUUAUUAAGGUAUGUCCGAACAUUGUACAAGCAGCUUUGGCAUUACAUCAAAAAGUCGCCACUACUUUUCUACCAACAGCUGUCAAGUUUCAUUAUACUUUUACUCUGAGAGACAUGUCGAAUAUAUUCCAAGGAAUGUUAUUUGCUACUGGUGAUGCUGUUACCAAUCAAACAAGUUUCAUUAGACUGUGGAUGCACGAGGCCAGCAGGGUGUAUGGGGAUAAACUUGUUGAACGCAAAGAUAUCGAUUCAUUCAACAAACUAGUGAUUGAAUCAGUCAAGAAAAGUUUCGAGGAAAUUGACGACAAUGAUGUGUUCGAGAAGCCUUUAAUAUUUUGUCAUUUCGCUGAGGGUAUAGGAGAUCCAAAAUAUUUUCCGAUUCGCGACUUUGUCCACCUAAGUCGUUUACUGAAUGAUGCAUUAGGGGGUUACAACGACUUAGUGGCUGCUAUGAAUCUAGUGUUAUUUGAAGAUGCAAUGUACCACAUUUGUCGUAUAAAUCGUAUAAUGGAGGCCCCAAGAGGUAACGCGCUGUUGGUAGGAGUAGGAGGCUCGGGUAAACAGUCUCUUACAAGACUAGCUGCGUUUAUAUCGUCAUUCGAAGUUUUUCAAAUUCAACUGAAAAAAGGAUAUUCAAUGAACGACAUGAAAGCGGAUAUUGGCAAACUGUAUCUGAAAUCUGGCUUAAAAAGUAUCGGCACCGUUUUCUUGAUGACCGAUGCUCAAGUACCCGAAGAGUCAUACUUGGUCCUUAUAAACGAUUUACUUGCUUCUGGAGAAAUUAGCGAAUUAUUACCCGACGAGGAUGUUGAAAACGUAAUAAACGCUGUAAGGGGGGAAGUCAAGAGUACUGGACAGGAGGACAGCCGUGAAAAUUGUUGGAAAUUCUUUAUAGACCGUGUGAGGAGAUUGCUGAAAGUGGUUCUUUGUUUUUCUCCUGUUGGUUCUACACUUAGGGUGAGGGCCAGAAAGUUUCCAGCAUUAGUAAAUUCAACUUCUAUUAAUUGGUUUCACGAAUGGCCUCAAGAAGCUCUAAAGUCAGUAUCUAAAAGAUUUUUGUCAGAGAUCGAGGUAUUGCCACCAAAACUGGUGGCAACUGUGUCAGAUUUUAUGUCUUAUGUUCAUUCCACAGUUAACGAUAUGUCCCAAGUUUAUUUGGUGAAUGAGAAACGUUAUAACUAUACUACACCUAAAUCAUUUUUGGAGCAAAUCGAUUUAUAUUCGAAAUUAUUAUCAGAAAAAACUGCUGAUGUGAAAAACAACAUAGUACGUCUUGAGAAUGGUUUAACUAAGCUAGCGUCUACAUCAGAAGAAGUAGAUGGAUUGAAAGAUAUAUUAGCCGUACAAGAAGUGGAAUUAAAGGAAAAGAACGAGGCUGCUGGUAGGUUAAUCGCUGUGUUAUCGGCAGAAAAUGAAAAAGUUGCAAAGGAACAACAAAUAGCAAGUGAGGAAGAAGCAAAGGUUAAAGUAAUAGAAGAAGAUGUAUCCGUGAAAGCAAAGAUAUGUCAAGAAGACUUGUUAAAGGCCGAACCAGCUUUAGUUGCAGCACAAGCUGCACUUAACACACUGAAUAAAAAUAAUUUAACUGAACUUAAAUCGUUUGCUACGCCUCCAGAAGCAGUUGUUGCUGUAUGUGGUGCUGUUAUGGUCUUAUUCUCCAAGAAGGGGAAGAUUCCUAAAGACAGAAGUUGGAAGGAAUGUAAACUUAUGAUGGCCAAGGUUGACCAAUUUCUUAACGACCUUAUAAAUUAUGAUAAAGAUAAUAUGGCGCCCGAAAUUGUUAAAGCAACUCAAGAAUAUUUAAAGCUUCCAGAUUUUAGCCCUGAAAAAAUAUUUUCAAAAUCCAUUGCUGCUGCUGGCUUAUGCUCUUGGGUAACUAACAUACUAAAAUAUUAUGAUGUUUUCGUUGUUGUGGAACCUAAACGAAGAGCGUUAGCUCAAGCUAAUAAAGAUUUAAAUGAUGCUCGAAGUAAACUUGCAGAACUUAAUGAGAAGCUGCAGGAGUUGGAAAAACAGUUAGGAGUGUUACGGGCGGAAUUUGAAGAAGCAACAAACGCGAAAUUGAAAUGUCAAGCAGAAGCAGAUGCUACAACUCAAAUGAUAGAUUUGGCAAACCGCCUGGUGAACGGAUUAGCAUCUGAAAAUAUACGUUGGAGGGAACUGGUAAAACAGUAUAAGCAAUCAAUCGUUACGAUGCCAGGUGAUGUUUUACUGGUAACUGCAUUUAUUUCCUAUGUCGGAUGUUUCUCUAGACAAUACCGUCUAGAUCUUUUCAAGAAAUACUGGCUGCCUUACUUAAAAACUUUGUCUACUCCUAUACCAAUGACCGAGGGUUUGGAUCCUUUAUCUCUUUUAACGGAUGAUGCAAAAAUCGCUCAAUGGAAUAAUGAAAGCUUACCAAAUGAUAGAAUGUCCACUGAAAAUGCUUGCAUCCUUACAAACUCCUCUCGUUGGCCAUUAAUGAUUGAUCCUCAGCUACAGGGCGUGAAAUGGAUAAAAACUAAAUACGGUGAAAAUCUUGUAGUUGUGAGGUUGACCCAAAGGACAUAUCUGGAUAAGAUAGAAACUUGUAUAUCUAAUGGGUCUGUCAUUUUGCUCGAAAAUAUCGGGGAAACGUUAGAUGCUGUGCUAGACUCUAUUCUGGGAAGGGUUCUCAUUAAAAAAGGAAGGGCGAUAAAAAUUGGAGAUAAAGAAGUUGACUACAAUCCUAAAUUCAAAAUGAUUCUUCAUACAAAACUAGCUAAUCCACAUUACAAGCCAGAAAUUCAGGCACAAACAACUUUAAUUAAUUUCACCGUAACUAGAGACGGUUUAGAAGAACAGUUAUUGGCCGAGGUCGUAAAAGCCGAAAGGCCUGAUUUAGAAACAUUAAAGUCGUCUUUAACAAAACAACAAAAUGAUUUCAAAAUCACUCUAAAGAAUUGUGAGGAUAAUUUAUUGUACAAGUUAUCUUCGGCAACAGGUAACAUAUUAGGAGACGUAGAACUCGUGCUGAAUUUGGAAACAACAAAGAAAACUGCUACGGAAAUAGCCGUUAAAGUUGAAGAAGCUAAAGUAACGUCAGUGAAAAUAGAUGAAGCUAGAGAACAAUAUCGUCCCUGUGCUGCUCGAGCUUCUCUCUUGUAUUUCAUUUUAAAUGAUUUGAAUCGCAUAAACGCUAUUUACCAGUUUUCCCUGAAAGCUUUUAGUGUUGUAUUUAAGGACGCCUUGGCCAGGGCAGAAGCGGCGGAGAAACUCAAAGACAGGGUAGUUAAUUUAUUAGAUAGUAUUACGUUUUCUGUUUUUAUGUAUACAUCCAGAGGACUAUUCGAACGGGACAAAUUAAUAUUUACUGCCCAGAUGGCAUUUCAAAUAUUAUUGCAAUUAAACGAAAUCAUUCCCGAAGAACUCGAUUUCUUGUUAAGAUUUCCAUCUAUGCCGAACCUUAUUUCCCCUGUAGAUUUCUUGAACAGUGUUUGCUGGGGAGGUAUUAAAUCGCUGUCCCUUUUGGAUGCAUUUAAAAGUCUGGACAAGGACUUGGAAGGAUCAGCGAAAAGAUGGAGAAAAUUUGUCGACAGUGAGUGUCCCGAAAAAGAGAAGUUACCAGGAGAAUGGAAAAACAAAACUAGUUUACAAAGACUUUGCAUCAUGCGAUGUUUGAGACCAGACAGAAUGACUUAUGCAGCUAGUGUAUUUAUAGAGGAAAAGAUGGGUGUUAAAUAUGUCACCUCCAGGACAGUGGAGUUUGAAAAGUCUUACGAAGAGACGAGCGCGUCUACUCCUACAUUUUUCAUUUUGUCACCUGGAGUCAACCCACUGAAAGACGUUGAAAAGCUUGGUAAAAAAUUAGGAUUUAUGUUUGAUAAGGGGAAUUUCCACAGCGUUUCUCUUGGACAAGGUCAGGAGAUUGUGGCGGAAAAUGCCAUGGAUCUAGCAUCCAAUGAAGGCCAUUGGGUUAUUCUGCAAAAUAUACAUCUAGUCCAAAAGUGGUUAGCUACUCUUGAAAAGAAGAUGGAACAAUGUGCAGACAGAGGGCAUGUGAAUUAUAGGCUGUAUUUGAGUGCAGAACCGUCGGCAGAUCCUCAGGAGUGUGUGAUUCCACAGGGAAUAUUGGAGUCCUCCAUAAAAAUUACAAAUGAACCACCUACGGGAAUGUACGCAAAUCUUCAUAAGGCCCUCGAUAAUUUUAAUCAGGAAACACUAGAAAUGAGUUCGAAGGAAGCCGAGUUCAAGGCCAUCUUAUUCGCACUGUGUUACUUCCACGCCGUCGUGGCAGAGAGAAGGAAGUUUGGACCUCAGGGAUGGAACAGAAAUUACCCAUUUAAUGUAGGGGACUUAACUAUCAGCAUUAGUGUGUUGUACAAUUAUUUGGAGAGCAAUAACAAGGUUCCCUGGGAAGAUUUACGGUAUCUUUUCGGUGAGAUAAUGUAUGGGGGGCACAUAACCGACGAUUGGGAUAGACGAUUAUGCCGCAGCUACCUCUUGACUUACAUGCAGCCAGAAUUGGUGGAGGGCGAGUUACAGUUCGCACCAGGGUUCUUUGCACCUCCCAAUACCGACUACGUCGGCUACCAUCGUUACAUUGAUGACAGAUUGCCCUCGGAAAGUCCGAAUCUUUACGGUUUGCAUCCCAACGCGGAAAUUGGAUUCUUGGCCUAUACUUCCGAGGUAAUGUUUAGGACGAUCUUUGAGAUGCAACCGAGGGAUGCUGGAGCUGCUGCAGGAGGGGGCAUGUCUAGAGAAGACAAGGUUAAAAGUGCUUUAGAGGACAUUAUGGAUAAGCUUCCAGAGAGGUUUCCUGUUGCUGAAAUGAUUGCAAAGGUCGAAGACAAGACGCCGUACAUCAUUGUGGCUUUCCAAGAAUGCGAAAGGAUGAACAAUCUCACAUCAGAAAUGAAGCGUUCUCUACAUGAACUUGAUCUAGGUUUAAAAGGUGAACUUACCAUAACGUCUGACAUGGAGACCUUGGAGCAGGCCAUAUUUAUGGAUCAGGUUCCUGACGCCUGGGCCGCUAAAGCCUACCCCAGUUUACUUCCUUUAGGACAGUGGGUGGGCGAUCUAACCUUGAGAAUAAAGGAACUCGACGGAUGGGUGUCUGAUUUCUCUAUGCCGUCGACGGUUUGGUUGGGUGGGUUCUUCAAUCCCCAGUCGUUUCUGACGGCCAUCAUGCAGCAGACCGCUAGGAAGAACGAGUGGCCCCUGGAUAAGAUGUGUCUUAUGACUGACGUUACCAAGAAGCAGAAGGAAGAGUUCAAUUCGGCACCCAGGGAAGGUGCCUAUGUCCAUGGACUGUUCAUGGAAGGUGCUAGAUGGGAUCCCCAACUCAACAGUAUUGCAGAUUCAAAACUGAAGGAGCUGUUCCCAGUAGUUCCCGUUAUAUUUAUAAAGGCCAUUACGCAAGAUAAACAGGAUCUACGAAAUAUGUACGAUUGUCCGGUGUACAAAACACGAAUGCGAGGUCCCACAUUUGUCUGGACUUUUAAUUUGAAGACCAAGGAGAAUCCUCUGAAGUGGACCUUAGCAGGAGUGGCGAUAUUAUUGCAAAUAUAA